Oikopleura dioica is the source of this 348-nucleotide messenger RNA. Lineage: Eukaryota; Metazoa; Chordata; Appendicularia; Copelata; Oikopleuridae. The record is from the annotation of a GenBank genome assembly.
AUGGGACGAAAGAACAAAAAGUCCAAGGUUGUCUUCAUUGAUGUUGACGGGCCUAACAAGCACGGAAUGUUGUCCGCGGCGGUGGUUUCUCAAACUGGACAGAAAAUCUUCAAAGGAACUGCGUGCCCUGAGCAAAUGACGGAGAUCUUGGAAACGAAGACGUCCGACAAAGUCAUUGGAGGGCACAAUGUUCAGUGCGACUUGAGCAGAUUGACGCACAACAUUGCCUACAAAGGGACCAUCGACACGCAGAACCUCGGCUCCAUCUUCCACUCUUCCAACAAGCACGAUCCUGUUGAAGAUGCCCGAGGAUCCCAGCAGCUCGCGAAGGAACACGGCUUGAUCUAG